Molecule: messenger RNA, 2211 nt
Organism: Symbiodinium sp. CCMP2456
Lineage: Eukaryota; Dinophyceae; Suessiales; Symbiodiniaceae
Source: the annotation of a GenBank genome assembly
AUGGGUGAUGAAGCUCUCCAAAGCAGCUUCUCAUUCAAGCAGCGGAGGCUCCUCACCAAGCGCGGGUGCUGGCUGGGUCGCACCGUCAGGCGGUGGUGCCAGGUGGAGAGAGAUGAGCUGGUGUACUAUGCAAGCAGAGAGGCCACAGUGCCAAGAGGAAGGGUUGCCCUCACAGAAUGUGCACUCGGUCGAGAGCAUGAUCAAUUUGAGGCAUGGCCGAAGGCACAGGCUCCCAUCUCCAAGACGCUCCAGCUUGCACGGCCGGGCAAGAGUCCCAUUCUCAUCAGUGGCACGUCGUCCGAAGAGAUGGCGUCAUUCGCUGCAUUCAUACUCAGCCACAAGAAGAAGCAGUCGCAGCCCGUGGCAGAAGCCUUGCCUGACUUGCCUGCUUCCGCGACGAUGCCAGAGAUACCUCCGAUAGGUCCUCAAUUCAUGCCAUACGUUCGAAGUCGCGAGCCGGAGACAACCUUGGCGCGAAUUGCAUCCCGAACAUCAGAGUGGUCUGCUCCGGUUCCAGAGGAGCUCGCAGACCGCGCCGAUACUUCACCCGGAAGCAGCAGCUCGACAUCCAAGGUCAGGCAGUCUCAAGCAUCUGUUUUUCAUGAAGUCGUGCACGGACUGGGUCCGAAGCUCGCUUACAGAAAGGCAAUGGAACUAAUGUGGAACUACGACUUGGAAGCAGCUUGCGUUCUCUUGGACCCCUGGAGAUCCUCGGUUCUCUGGCAUGCCGCAGCUUAUGCCGAGUGCUCGCUGUUGCGAACGAUUCUUACAGGCCGGAAAAGCGAUGCAAUCUCAACUCUGGAGCUGAUAAAGGCAGCAGAGUUGUUGCGAGACAGCCCCUCUUCGCUUUCGCACGACAUUUUCACCGCGGAGAUUUUACUAAUGCGGAGCUUGCUGCAAGUCAUGCUGGGGCAGCGCCUGCGGGCUUUGUACAACUUGCGACAGUCCUGGUAUGCAUACUAUCGCUUGGAACAGUUUCUGGAAAGUGACUCAGACCUUCGGGCAUGUGCCCGAGACGUUGACUGUGUCAUGACGUACGAGGACCUGCGAGGCCGUGUUCUGUUUGGUUUGGGCUUCUUCUACAUGGCCACUUCACUGAUUCCCACCAGUCUGGUGCCGCUGAUUCGCCUGGCCGGCUUCGUCAUGCACAGGCAACGGGGCAAGGUUUACCUCUUCGAGUGUGUCGAACGUGCUCUUGGCACUCGGUCGGCUCCUGCAGCCAUCCUGCUGGCAAUGUACCAUCUGGACUUGGAGCCUGACAUGAAGCACGCCGGCAACAUACUGAUUGCAAGCCUGGGUCGGCAACCGGAGAAUGCACUUCUGCAUUGGGCAGGCUCACUUCUGGCCUGGCGCAACACCUUCAUGGCGCAGGCCGUGUCCAUCACCAGCAAAGCGCUCUGGUGCUGUGGAGAGGAGCUGGGAGAAAAAGCUGUGUAUCUCAGGUAUGAGUUGGGCAUGUUCCACUUCAUUGCCAUGGAAUGGCCAAAAGCCCACGAGCACUUCAGCUGCGUGUACAACUCUGUGAACUCCGACAAGGUCUUCUUCCCUUACCGCUCCCUUGUCACCACCCAGUUGGCAGCUGUUGCCUUCAGCAUGGGUCAGAAUGAGCUGGGCGAAAGUUUGUGCAAGGAGUGCGCUGCCAUGCAGGACUGGAGUACCCUCUUGAAGCUAGAAUCCGACUUUGCACGAAUUCUACAGAUCUUCCUGCGGCGGAGACAAUGGCGGCGUCUGCUGGCCUUCGAAGUCAUGUACUUCCUGCGCCAAUUCCCGAAGGUUCCUGGCCACAUGCUGCUAGCCCUGAAGGAAAGUGUGCGGAAGGCGACCAAGCCGGUUGACGAAGACGCUGAGUGGCUGCCGGAAGGCGAGAACAGCGACAGCUGCAUCGUGGAGAUGGCCAGUGCGCUUACCAUCCAAGUCGUUAUUUGCUUCUACCUUGGCGAUGCUGAAGCGGCAAUGGUCUUCAUUCCAGACUUGUCGCAGCUGUGCCCUCGAUUGCCCGGUUGGGCGACGUAUCUUUCAGCCCACGGCCUGUAUUGGUGCGGUCGUAUCCUGGCACUCACGGGCAGGGACGUUGAUGCGCAAGCUUGUUUCCAGCAAGCAAAGUCGUACAAGAAGUAUCCCUUCAACAUCUCCGUAAAGAUAUCGAAGGUACUGGCAGAGCAUGAGGAGCAAAUGGCGCAGCAAGAGGAGCUGACGAGCAGCGCUUGCUGA